CGAGCCCGCAUACUGGCCGCCGCCACCGCGCGCCUCACACGCAAUGCAUGCGGGAACUUAGCGGGACAACGCGCGCGGGCCUCAUGGGCACCGUGCUGAGCUUCAGCCCGCGAGAGCGGCGCCCGCCCACCGCCGCACCGCCGCCGGACCGUGCCGCCCUAGCGUACUCCUACGAAAGACUCAACAAUGCGAAGAACAGGGAAAACCGCGAGCUCACGCGCGAAGAACGGCGAGCUACCCUCGACGAUGCCGCCAAAAUCAUUUCCGAGAAAACGGCCCUCGAGAAAAAUCUCAAGAAACACUCGCUGUUCAUCAAUGCACUGUCGUGGAAGAGAUUCUCUACCGCCAACAACAAUAAGAAGAAGUUGGAAUGUAAAAGCAAGAGUGUGACGACUUUCAGAGCGCCGCUGACUGACAAUGCGCCGCUGGAUAGGAAUAAGAAUGUCAGCAUUGGGGGCGCAAUAUACACGCGGGCCCCCGUGGUGCCCCCGCCGACAGAGGUAGCGCGGACCAAUGCACUCAACAAUAACGUGUGUUACACGGAGAAGUUGCCGACAACGGCCGUGGGCACUGCCCCGGUGGUAGCGCCGAGGAAGACCGUGAUACAAGCCUCUACCUCGGAAUUGCUCAAGUGCCUGGGGAUGUUCCUCCAUUCGCGAUGUCACCGGCUAAGGGACUUCCAAGCGGGAGAUGCUGUGAUGUGGCUGCGGACAGUGGACCGUUCGUUGCUACUCCAAGGCUGGCAGGACGUUGCGUUCAUCAACCCAGCAAAUGUGGUCUUCGUCUACAUGCUCGUCCGAGAGUUAGUCGACGGGGAGAGGAUAGGUCGACCACAGGAGCUCCAAGCCGUCGUCUUGACAUGUCUCUACCUCUCAUACUCCUACAUGGGCAACGAGAUCUCCUACCCACUCAAACCUUUCCUCGUCGAGGACUCCAAAGACAAAUUCUGGGACCGCUGCCUCUUAAUCGUCGAUAGACUGUCUUUUAACAUGUUAAGAAUCAAUUCCGAGCCGGGUUUCUUCACCGAGGUGUUCACGGAGUUAAAGGCUUGUGGGGCCAUUGAGAGCCCUCCCCCCGCACCACCACACCCCGCCCCCGCACCCCCGCACGCGAUAACGGCCGCCUGACAUACAGAGGUCGCCGUCUUAAGGCUAGCGUUAACAGACCGGCCCAGCCGUGUUUGAUGUCGGCUUCUAACUGCCGAGAGUCUUGGUCGAUCGGCGAUUGGCUACGAAUGGUCUUAUAAUCGCGUUGCAAACAUUUAAACCUUCAACUAAAGUCAAGUUAAAGACACUUUGUCGGUAAUGCAACCUUCGUGAGAAGUAUUUGUUUCCGAUAUGAAAAAGAUUUGGUGUUUGCACUGACACGUGUUAAAUGUCGCCAUAACACUAUAUUCUUAUUGAUGUGGUAAAAAUAGAUUGUAUUAUAAAUGCAUUGCUACGAAACUACUGCGUUCUACGCCGUAGCAAAAUACUCAGUGUGAUGUUUUAAAUUACAUUCGUCGAUUGACCAUAGACCCGAAGCAGAAUAUUAAUUUGAUCAAAACGCAUAUUUCAGCGUCUCGGACAAUUUCAAGUUAAUUGUGAUAAAAAUAAUGAAAGAGCUAAUUAAAUAGCGAAUUUAUAAGUAAUGAUGAUCCUCAAAUCAUUUACGAAUGAGAAUGAAUGACCUAAGUCCCAGGAGUCACGUAUGUAUAUGUAUAUAUUGUUAAUACAUAUGUAUAACACAUAAUAAUGGACCUAUUAUUAAAGUUGUGAUUUAAGUCACACUUAGAGUUUCUGUAGUAAAUACAGACAGUAUUAUAUAAUUUUUAAAUUUGUGUUUAACUGUAAUACUGUGCGUAUUUUAAUAUAAUAAUUGUAAUACUUUGAGGUAUAAAUCCUUUACCAAUAUGAAUUAUGGACAACGAUGUCAACUAUAAAAACAUACGGUGUUUACCUGGGUCCUUUAAUAAUUCCACACAAGUGCGUUAGUCUCUUCUUGUAGCUAUUUAUUCAUGUCUAUACAAUACUGUAGGUAAUAUCUGAUUGUCAUGUUAACGUGAACAGUCUUAGUCCAAUAGAUCAGCGGUUAGCCAAUAAGAGUUUCGUGUAGUAGAAGAAUCGUAUUGAAAAUUAGUUAGAUAAUAGGAAAACGCAGGCGGGGGGUUGCAAUAAGGCUCCGGAUAUCCGGUCAAGUCCUUCAGAUAAAAGUACGUACGGCCGGCUCAAAGCACGUUCCGUCUUCAAGUGCUAAUUCUAGUGUGGGAAAAGUGUGUCAUCGCGUUUUGCCAUCUCUUUGUCCUUUGACAUUUGGUUUAAAAGACGUCAAUUUUAAAACGUCAAAUCUUAAGACGUCAAAUUUACUUAAAUCAAUUAGCACUUUCAGACGGGGGUCUAACUUUAAUAUAGGUCAAAUUUUGCGAUGUUUUGUACAGAUAACAUUAAACUUAGUACUUAAGUAUAGUCUUUUAAAAGAUAAUUUCCCAGAAAAAUCUUGCGAUAUUUUGUUUUAUGGGGACUAAUGUUUUAUAGGCGAUUAGAUAUUAUUGCUUCGUAUGGCACUCGGUAUACUCAAAUAGUCUAGAACAGCUUAUAGAAGGAUUUUAGGACGGAUAAAAAUUACGUAAAGUAUAAUCUAAUUAUAGCUAAUUACACAAUUACAACACAUACAAAGUUUAAGGCUCUAUUGACAUUUACGAUAUUAUUCACGUUAAUAAACGGUUGAGUACCUGUAAUUUAAACUUUGUCCAAAAUCCCCCGAGUGCCAAUGACAUCUAGUCAUUUUAACCUAAGUAAUAAUAGAAUCUCAGUUAAACUCAUAAUUGUUCGUGUAAGGUAGUUGAUUGUAUGUAUUGUUUCGUGUAUUUUUUGUUGUUAGCGUAAUGUUAAGAUUAAUGUUAGUAUUAUGCACAUUUCGUUGGUAUACUACAUCUCUCUGGAAUUAAUAACAAUUUUACAAAGAGUUUGAAGAGUUUAGGUAUCUUAGAUCGAGUACGCAAAGUCACAUAUUC
This is a messenger RNA of Pieris rapae (cabbage white), 2992 nucleotides long. It is a transcript of the gene Cdk5alpha, whose product is annotated as cyclin-dependent kinase 5 activator 1. Gene Ontology annotation, cellular component: protein kinase 5 complex; cytoplasm. The transcript is spliced from 2 exons. NCBI's taxonomy places the organism in Eukaryota, Metazoa, Arthropoda, Insecta, Lepidoptera, Pieridae. Gene Ontology annotation, molecular function: cyclin-dependent protein serine/threonine kinase activator activity; protein kinase binding. The coding region runs from base 48 to 1127 and encodes 359 amino acids. Gene Ontology annotation, biological process: positive regulation of cyclin-dependent protein serine/threonine kinase activity; activation of protein kinase activity. The record is from RefSeq and is a predicted model, not a curated record.